Molecule: messenger RNA, 111 nt
Organism: Pezoporus occidentalis (night parrot)
Lineage: Eukaryota; Metazoa; Chordata; Aves; Psittaciformes; Psittacidae
Exons: 2
Source: RefSeq, a predicted model, not a curated record
UCCCAUCCAUCCCCAUCCCAUCCCAUCCCUUCCCAUCCCAUCCCCAUCCCAUCCCAUCCCAUCCAUCCCAUCCCAUCGCAUCCCAUCCCAUCCCAUCCAUCCCAUCCCAUC